Messenger RNA from Trichoderma harzianum CBS 226.95, 1251 nucleotides. RefSeq lists its product as hypothetical. The coding region runs from base 1 to 1251 and encodes 416 amino acids. Gene Ontology annotation, molecular function: glycerophosphodiester phosphodiesterase activity. The transcript has a single exon. The record is from RefSeq and is a predicted model, not a curated record. Gene Ontology annotation, biological process: lipid metabolic process. NCBI's taxonomy places the organism in Eukaryota, Fungi, Ascomycota, Sordariomycetes, Hypocreales, Hypocreaceae.
AUGCACUUCACGCCCUCCCUCGUCGCCGUUGGCCUCGCUGCCAUCGGCCAAGUCGCGGCCAAGCCUUAUCCCAAUCCCGCUCAGGGCCUCAAGCCCAUCAAGCAGAUUGAGCUGGGCCCGCGUCCUUACUUCCUGGUCGACAGCAUGGAGGACGGCCCUCUCAAGAGCAUGCUGGACUCGUGCAAGGAGAUGAAGAUCAAGCCUUCUUCCUUCUCCAUUGCCCACCGUGGUGGUGGCCCGCUGCAGUUCCCCGAGCACUCGCGAGAGUCCAACCUGGCGGGCGCUCGCAUGGGCGCCGGCGUGCUCGAGUGCGACGUCGCCUUCACCAAGGAUCUCGAGCUGGUGUGCCGCCAUAGCCAGUGCGACCUGCACACCACGACCAACAUCGUCAACAUCCCCGAGCUCAACAAGAAGUGCACCACGCCCUUCCAGCCCGCGGCCAACGGCAAGCCCGCGGCGGCCAAGUGCUGCACCAGCGACAUCACCCUCGCCGAGUUCAAGUCUCUCUGCUCCAAGAUGGACAGCUUCAACGCCAGCGCCACAACGCCCGCAGACUACCUCGGCGGCAUCCCAACCUGGCGCACCGACCUCUACAACACCUGCGGCACCACGCUCUCCCUCAAGGAGCACAUCGCCAUGACAAAGGCCCUAGGGUUGCAGUUCACCCCCGAGCUCAAGACCCCCGAGGUGCCCAUGCCCUUCAAGGGCCACUACACCCAGCAGCAGUACGCGCAGCAGUUCAUCGACACCUUUAAAGAAGCGGGCAUCCCCGCCUCCCGCGUCUGGCCCCAGAGCUUCCUCUACGACGACAUCCUCUACUGGCUCAAGCACGAGCCCAAGUUCGCCAAGCAGGCCAUGUACCUCGACGAGAUUGCUGAUUUCGCCGGCAUGGACGCUGCCGUCAAGAACCUCACCCAGUACCACGCCGACGGGGUCAAAAUCGUCGCUCCUCCCCUGCCGUACCUCGUCACCAGCAAGAACGGCAAGAUUGUGCCCAGCGAGUACGCCAAGAAGGCUAAGAAGCUGGGCCUCAAGAUUAUUACUUGGAGUUUGGAGCGUUCUGGCCCUAUUGCUGCCGUGCAUGCCAACGGCGACUACUACUACUCUUCCAUCCAGGAUGUCGUUACGAGGGACGGUGAUAUUUACACCCUUGUUGAUGUGCUCGCUCGACAGGUUGGUGUUUUCGGCAUGUUCUCUGAUUGGAGUGCUACCGUGACUUACUACGCCAACUGCUUCGGUCUCGGACUGUAA